Molecule: messenger RNA, 5076 nt
Organism: Rattus norvegicus (Norway rat)
Lineage: Eukaryota; Metazoa; Chordata; Mammalia; Rodentia; Muridae
Gene: Cdkl2
Product: cyclin dependent kinase like 2
Biological process (GO): regulation of cell cycle
Cellular component (GO): nucleus; cytoplasm
Molecular function (GO): ATP binding; protein kinase activity; cyclin-dependent protein serine/threonine kinase activity
Source: RefSeq, a predicted model, not a curated record
AACUUUUAUUUUAUUAUUUUAUUGCUUCCCCGGAUCGAGCUAUUUUAGGAACUAAAAUGAGUAAAAAUUGUGUGCUAUUGUGAGUACAAGUAAAAAAUAUUUGGCUUUACGAUCUCAGUCCCUUAAUAACCCGGGAGACUCCAUUUCCCGGCUUCUUUUAAUGGUCUUCCGAUCUUGCCCAGUCAUGGCUCAUCUAGUCUUCAAACAUAAGGCAAGUUUUAAGCUCCAGCUUGCUUCACUUGCAGUCAGCACCCAUUCCAGCACCUUUCUUGUUGUCAUAUCCUCUCUGGGCUCUACCCCAAAUCUUUCCCUACCAGGCUGGCGUUCCUGUCAGGUCUGUCAACAGAUACCCAUUCAACCUAUUUCGGCUAAAUAACCUACUAGGCUCUUCCGGUCCACCGCCCGGAACCGAAAGGAAACGAGGAAUCGCGGCUGGGCGGAACCUCCCCGGGUGGGGCCCGCGCCCCGCCGCGCCGCGCCGCGCCGCGGGCGGGCAAGCUGGGAAAUCUCACAGUCUCCUCAGUCCCACAGAACCGUCACCUUGGCUCUUCUCGUGACCACGCGAGCAAUCUGCGUUCCCCUGAGAGCUGAGGUCUCCUGGCACCGACGGACAGGUCUCUACAAACUUAAGACUGUAGGUGUGGAGACGCGGGCGUCAGCUGAUCGAACCUGUGGGCUCCAGGUGAAGGGGCGGGGCGGGGUGGCACGGAGCCAAUCAUAACGCCUGACGACAGGCCUCAGCCAACCAGGAUCAGGGAGGCUCCGGCGUAGGCGGGGCAGGCCCGGGCGGGUGAGAGCCGCCCCUUGCAGCUGGCCAACGCCUUCGCCCAGGGCUACUUGACGAGGUGCUGCUUCCCGGAGAUGAGCGACCCGAGGGCUUUUGACAGGCGGUGUUCUCUUUCCCCAGUUCGUUUCUCUGCAGCUCUUGGCCGUGACAGGUGCUAGUGUCCGUGCCUGUCACAGACGCAUUCUGACUCGGGCCCUUCCCCUCUCUCUCUGGAGACUGCCUAUGGCUGGGGACCGAGUGAGGUCGUUGCCUUGACGACGGCAGCAUGCGGCCGGCAGUCCUCGGAAGUGUGAGCUUGCGGAGGGCAGAAGCCAAUCUGCCUCCCUGCCUGCUUCACCUAGGACCAGUAACUGCGUCCGCAGAGGAAAUCCCAGUACUGGGAUUGCUAGUUUGCUAGUCAGCAUCUUUUUAGAUCUGCUAGCGAGAUGCAUAUCACCUCAAAUUUGUUUCCAAGUUGAAAACCUUUGGCUCUUUCCAUGUGAAGGGUUUGGAAGAAAUAGUUUUUCUCUACACAGCCUCAGCUGUCUUGGAACUGACUAUGUAGAGCAGACUGGCCUCAAACUCACAGAGAUUUACCUGCCUCUGCCCCCUGGGUGCUAAGAUAAAAGCAAGAAAAAUUCCUACUGGUUUUGAAGCAAAAUGGAAAAGUAUGAGAACCUAGGAUUGGUUGGAGAGGGGAGUUACGGAAUGGUGAUGAAGUGUAGGAACAAAGACAGUGGAAGAAUUGUGGCCAUUAAGAAGUUCUUAGAGAGCGAUGACGAUAAAAUGGUUAAGAAGAUCGCUAUGCGAGAAAUCAAGUUACUAAAGCAACUGCGGCAUGAAAAUUUGGUGAACCUGUUGGAAGUGUGUAAGAAAAAGAAGCGUUGGUACUUAGUCUUUGAAUUUGUUGACCACACGAUUCUUGAUGACUUGAAACUCUUCCCAAAUGGACUAGACUAUCAAGUAGUUCAAAAGUAUUUGUUUCAGAUCAUUAAUGGAAUUGGAUUUUGCCAUAGUCACAAUAUCAUACACAGAGAUAUAAAACCCGAGAAUAUAUUAGUCUCACAGUCUGGCGUUGUAAAAUUAUGUGACUUUGGAUUCGCACGGACAUUGGCGGCUCCUGGGGAGGUUUACACUGACUAUGUGGCCACCCGGUGGUACAGAGCUCCAGAACUGCUGGUCGGUGAUGUCAAGUACGGCAAGGCUGUUGAUAUCUGGGCCAUUGGUUGUCUGGUCAUUGAGAUGCUUAUGGGGCAACCACUAUUUCCAGGAGAAUCCGAUAUUGAUCAGCUGCAUCAUAUUAUGACAUGUUUAGGUAAUUUAAUUCCAAGACACCAGGAGCUAUUUUAUAAAAAUCCUGUGUUUGCUGGAGUAAGGUUGCCUGAGAUCAAAGACAUAGAAGCAGAGCCUCUCGAGAGCCGCUAUCCGAAGCUCCCUGAAGUUGUGAUCAGUUUAGCAAAGAAAUGCUUGCACAUUGAUCCAGACAAAAGGCCCUUGUGUGCUGACCUUCUACACCAUGAUUUCUUUCAAAUGGAUGGAUUUGCUGAGAGGUUUUCUCAAGAAUUGCAGUUAAAAAUAGAGAAAGAUGCCAGGAAUAAUUCUUUACCUAAAAAGUUUCAAAUCAGAAAGAAAGAAAAAGACGAUGCCUUAGGUGAAGAAAGAAAAACACUUGUGGUACAGGAUACCAAUGCUGAUCCCAAAACUAAGGAUUCUAAAGUGUUAAAAGUAAAGGGGUCAAAAAUCGAUGUCGAGAAAACUGAAAAAGGAACUAGAGCUUCAAAUGGCAGCUGUCUCCAUGACAACGGGACAAGCCACAAAGGCUUGUCUUCCACAAGCCUCAGAGAUUGCAGCAAUGUCACCAUUGAUCACCCAAGGAAUCCAGGCACAGCGAUUCCUCCCCUCACACACAAUCUUUCUGCAGUUGCUCCUGGUAUCAACGCUGCAAUGGGGACUAUUCCUGGAGUUCAGAAUUACAGAGUGGACGAGAAAACUAAGAAAUACUGUAAUCCUUUUGUUAAACCAAGCCAGCCUUCUCCAUCAGGGAUUUAUAAUAUGAAUGUGAGCGCAUCCGUCUCAGGGGAAAAGUACCUUCUUCAGGCAAACAAGAAAAGGAAGGAAUAUCCCAAAGUCGACGUGCGAUUGCCUGAACUAAACUAUAACCAUCUUCCUGAACUGAGAGCUUUAGAAGGCAUAGCUCGAAAUUCUAGGCUAAUAAAGAAAGAGAACAAAUGUCUUUCAGAAUCUCGAAUUCCCUCUCUGGCUGCCAUUGACCUGCAUGCAUCCAGUGUUGCAUCACACCAGGGAGCAGGAUCACCUGUGUCAGAUGAGUCCGAGGCUGACUUGCCUCGAAUGGAGCACCAGCACUGAGACCCAUUUUAAUCCUGAACAGGAUGCUGCCAGCACUUGAGAUGACGUCCUCUUGCACGAGAGCACUGAUGCCCCAGAGGAGAUCUGCGGUUUGACUGUUUCCUUCUGGAAACCUACGCUUUCUAAGAAAGGCUUUGCAGAAGAAGGGAAGACAGACUUCCAAAGACCUCAAAGGAAGAUUGAACAAGUGCCCCUUCACCUUUCCAACCUAUGAUGCUAUUUCAAGAUAUAUCCGUGGAACGAUAGUGACAUGGUUCUUGUUACAUGAAUGUGUAUUUGAUAUUAGUAGAUUGUGUAUUUAAAGUUAUCUGAGAUUAAAAGUCAGUAAAAAAGGAGAGAAUCAUUAUAAAAAGUCAUGAUUUUAUGCAUUGAACUUUGUAUUAUCUAUAUAAGUGUUUACAGUUGAAGAAAAUGAAAAGAAGCUAGGAUCUGUGAGAUAAAAGUUUCCUUUACCUUAACUAUAAGAACACAUUUUAAAAGCUUGCUUCUAGGUGUGAGUGGUGUGAGACUAUGGUCGCGCUGUCUUUGUUUUCUGUCAUUGUUAAUUGCUGAUCUAAGAACUGUGCUAUUGCAACUUUUGUUACUAGUGACGGUGAUGUUGGUAAGUCUUCCACACUGAGAGGUUCUGGUGCUGAUGUCCUUCCUGAAAGGACAUGAUGGAAGUCGCAGGGGUUUGUGGGCACACCUGUAAGUGAACAACUGAGCUUCUCCUUGAGGGAAAAGGUAUAAUAUAUAUAUAUAUGGAGAGGUGGGAGCAGGCAGAACUGCCUGUCUAUCUGUCUGUCUGUCUCUCCAGGCUAGGGCAGUAGGCACUGAAUUACCCCACCAAAGAGGCUUUUAGAGGCUUUGGUGGAGUCCACUCUUGUCUCUGGUCGUUUGAGGUUAGUGGUGGACAACCCACAGCAGUUGAUUGCCCUCUCACCUCAAAUGCUUAGCCUUACCCAGAAGCCUUGUCCCAAGGCGGAAGGUCGUUUACGUGUAUUCCACAUACGCUCUCUGAUGCACAGCUUCACCACCUCUUAGGUGGGAGGAUUGGACCAUUUGGAUUCCAGGUCUCAGUGUCCGGGCUCUCAGCCAUGCUCCCACUUAUCAUUGGAGAAAACAGUUGUUCAGGGGCCUGAAUUUGCGUGGUGGUUUUGCAUUAACCAACGAAUGGAACCUUUUUAUUUAAAGCUGUUGGCUACAACUUAGCCUAAGACUUGAACAAGAGUUCUUCAUUCCCUUGGGGGACUUAAAAAUGAAAUCCUAAUCUGGACACUACGAGUAGACAUUCAGGAUGAGGCAAAAUAAAGGGUUCCAACAUAAAAAAAUCUGCUGGUAGUAGGUGAAUAAAUAUUUUUUAUUUAAAAGCUGUAUUUUAAGCCUCUGACUAAGGGUUUUCCUAGGCUAGUAAGACUAACAUGCUGAUAAAACUCACUAUGUCAGUAGUAAUUGGCUCUCUACUAAAAUACCACUAUUAAUUGUUAUUUUGAAAAACAUUGCACAGCCAGCAGCAUAGGGAGGAGUCAGUACCUGAAACUAAGCAGCACCCAGUUAAUUUCAGGCUGUUCUCAUGUCAAGGCCAGUGUGAGGAUAUCGGCCUGACAACGGGGGUCUGCCUCAGCUCGCUUAUGAUUUGUAUCCUUGAGUUUGGUAUCUUUGGCCUAUUAAGACACAUUAUGAACUUUACAAUUAAGACUUUAAAAAUCAUUUCUUGAGUCCUUACUGAUAUCUGAAGAUCAUAUUUUGUUAGACCUUGGUGUGGAACUAAAGAAGUAAACACUGCUCCAACGAAGUCUGGAGGUACUAAACCGACAUAUUCUCUUUUCAGUGCGCGGGUGGUGAGUCUCUUCCCCCAAGAAUGUGAUGUACGCAGACAUGCUCAUGUGAAACCAGUUUCUGUACUUUUGGGAGACGAUGGGCUGCUGUGCCCACCUGUGUUUAAUAAAUAUUAUCUAACCAAG